Hirundo rustica (Barn swallow) is the source of this 3166-nucleotide messenger RNA. RefSeq names its product tripartite motif containing 41 (gene TRIM41). Gene Ontology annotation, molecular function: protein binding; zinc ion binding. The transcript has 6 exons. The coding region runs from base 1 to 1896 and encodes 631 amino acids. NCBI's taxonomy places the organism in Eukaryota, Metazoa, Chordata, Aves, Passeriformes, Hirundinidae. The record is from RefSeq and is a predicted model, not a curated record.
AUGGCGGCCCCCGCCGCGCUGGGCGGCCCCGGGCCCCGGCCGGACCCGGUGGAGACGCUGCAGGAGGAGGCGAUCUGCGCCAUCUGCCUCGACUACUUCGCCGACCCGGUGUCCAUCGGCUGCGGACACAACUUCUGCCGCGGCUGCAUCUCCCGGCUCUGGGCCCGCGGCGGCGCCGAGCACCCCCCGGGCGGAUCCGAGGGCGGCUCCGAGCUGGAGGAGGAAGAGGAGGACGAGGACGAGCUGGAGGAAGACGAGCUGGACGUGGAGCAGGAGGAGGAGGAGGACGAGGCCGGCGUGGACGAGGAGGAAGACGAUGACAUGUGGGAGGAGGAGGAGGAGGAGGAGGAGGAAGCCGAGCUCUGGGAAGACCCCGCGGAGGACGAGGAGGAGGAGGAGGAGGAGGAAGGAGCCGCCGCGUGGGCUGGGGGCGCGCAGGGGGGGCUUUACUUCGGGGACGAGGACUACGACGAGGACGUGAUGGAGGAGGACGUGGAGGAGGAGGAGGAGGAGGAGGCCGAGGAGGAAGAGGAGGAGGAGGAGGACGAGGAGGGGCGGCCGCCGCCCGCGGCCCCGCGGCGCCCCGCCGUCUUCACCUGCCCGCAGUGCCGCAAGACGUUCCUGCAGCGCAGCUUCCGCCCCAACCUGCAGCUGGCCAACAUGGUGCAGAUCAUCCGGCAGCUGCACCCGCGGCCGCAGCGCCCCGCGGGGCCCGGGCCCGGCCCCGGCCCGGCCGCGCCGCCCCCGGGCCCCUCCGAGCUCUGCGAGAAGCACCAGGAGCCGCUGAAGCUUUUCUGCGAGGUGGACGAGGCGGCGAUCUGCGUGGUGUGCCGGGAGGCCCGCGGGCACAAACACCACAGCGUGGUGCCCCUCGACGAGGUGGUGCAGGACUGCAAGAACAAGCUCCAGAGCCACCUGGAGCCGCUCCGGAAGCAGCUGGACGCGGUGCUGAAGCAGAAAUCCAGCGAGGAGGAGAAGAUCUCCGUGCUGAGGGAGCAGAUGCAGGCGGAGAUGCAGGAGCUGGAGGCGGAUUUCGAGGUGCUGCACCGGUUCCUGGCCGGGGAGCAGGUGCUGCUGCUGCGGCAGCUGCAGGAGCGCCACGAGGCGCUGCUGGCGCGGCAGCGCCGCAACCUGGGAGCGCUGGAGGAGCGGAGCUCGGCGCUGCGGCGCCUCAUCGCCGACGCCGAGGCCGCCGGCCGCCAGGACGGGCUGCAGCUGCUCAAGGACAUCAAAGGCACCUUCAUCAGGUGUGAGAACAUCAAAUUCCAGGAGCCCGAGAUGGUGCCGGUGGAUGUGGGGAAGAAAUUCCGGAAUUGUUUCCUGCAGGAUGUGGUGAUGAGAAAGAUGGAAAAGGUCUUCAGCAAAGUGCCCCAAGCCGACGUCACCCUGGACCCCUCCACGGCCCACCCUCGGCUCAGCCUGUCCCUGGACCGGCGCAGCGUCCGUCUGUCCGAGCGGCGCCAGGAGCCCGCGGGCGGCGCCCGGCGCUCGGACGGCGACCUGUGCGUGCUGGGAGCGCCCGGCUUCAGCGCCGGACGCCACUACUGGGAGGUGGAGGUGGGCGGCCGGCGCGGCUGGGCCGUGGGCGCCGCCCGCGAGACGGCGCGGCACCGGCACGGCAAGGGCGCGGCGGCGGCGCCCAAGAGGGAGAUCUGGGCCGUGGGCACCAGCGGGAAGAAGUACCAGGCGCUGACGGCCACGGAGCAGACGGCGCUGGCGCCCGGGGAGCAGCCGCGGCGCUUCGGGGUCUACCUGGACUACGAGCGGGGCCAGCUGUGCUUCUACAACGCCGAGAGCAUGAGCCACAUCCACACCUUCCACAUCUGCUGCCGCGAGCGCGUCUUCCCCUUCUUCCGCAUCCUGGCCAAGGGCACCCGCAUCAAGAUCUGCACCUGACGGGCCCGGGCCUCGUCCCCGAGCUUCCUCCUCCUCCUCCUCCUCCUCGUCCUCCUCGUGCCCCUGCCGCUGCUGCUCCGCCCGCGCCGCGCGGAGCUGGGUCAGCUCGGGAUGGGGCUUUGGGGCUGGGAUGGGGCAGGAUCCACCGUGGAACUGGGUUUGGGUAGGGAAUUCCAAGGCGGAACUCGCCCUGGAACUGAGUUUGGUGUUGGGAUGGGGCUGGGUCUGCCCUCUUGGAACUGGUUCUGGGUUGGAUUGGGCAAGGUCUGCCCCUUUGGAAUUGAUUUUGGGUUGAAAGGGGCAGGAUCUGUCCCUUUGGAAUUGAUUUUGGGUUGAAAGGGGCAGGAUCUGUCCCUUUGGAAUUGAUUUUGGGUUGAAAGGGGCAGGAUCUGUCCCUUUGGAAUUGAUUUUGGGUUGAAAGGGGCAGGAUCUGUCCCUUUGGAAUUGAUUUUGGGUUGAAAGGGGUAAGAUCUGCCCUCUUGGAACUGGCUUUGGAUUGAACUGGGGCAGGGUCUCCCCCUUUGGAAUUGAUUUUGGGUGAAUGGAGUAAGAUCUCCUCCUUUGGAAUUGAUUUUGGGCUGAAUUAAGGCAGGAUCUGCCGCCUUGGAACCGGUUUUGGGUUGAAUUGGGGUAGGACCCGCCCCUCUGGAGGUGGUUUGAGUUUGGAAUCGGGAUGGAUUCCCCUUGGAUCUGCUUCCCACUUCAGUUCCUGGUGCUGGGAGCUGCUCCCUCCCUCUUCCAGUCGUGUCCCAGUUGAAUUUUGGGCCCUUCCCGGACUGCCGGGAGUUUUUCUGCGUUUGGGGCCAAAUCCUCUCGGAGUUGAAACUCCCUCCUUUCCCAAAAUCCGCAUUUCUCAGUGCCUGGAUUUUUUGGGAUUCGCCUGAGACCCCCCCGGCCCCGAUGUUCCUGUUCCUCCCGUUGUUCUCCUGCUCCUCCCCUCCUUUUCCUUGCCAUUUUUGGGGGAAAAUCCCGGAUUUUCCUCUCCCCUCUGGCACUUUACGGGGCCGGGAGGAGCCAUUUCCCCCCCGCAGCUCCGGAGCUCCCCGAGUUGGGGAUAUUUAUUUUUUCCCCCCUUUUUAUUUCCAGCCGGACCCUGUCCCACUCGGGAGCUCCCCCCUGGCCCCUCCCUCACGUUUCCCUGGAUUUUGGUGGAUUUGGGAAAUUUCCUGUUGGCGUUACAGAGCUCGUUCGGGAUAUUUUUGGCUAAAAUGAGAAUUAAAUGGAGAUUUAGUUUUAUGACAUGUCAAUAAUAAAGAAUAAAGACGUUGUA